CGUCUGUGUCAGUGCAGCGCAUCAGGCAGCAUCUCCUGUGCCAUCGCAGUGAACCAGUGAACCCACAUCUGAAGGAAAGUAUCUUUCAGGGUGAGCUGCUAUGGGGAAGGAGAAGCUCCACAUAAACAUUGUGGUGAUAGGACAUGUCGACUCAGGCAAGUCCACCACCACCGGCCACCUCAUCUACAAGUGUGGAGGCAUUGACAAGAGAACAAUUGAGAAGUUUGAGAAGGAAGCUGCUGAGAUGGGAAAAGGUUCCUUCAAAUAUGCCUGGGUUCUGGACAAGCUGAAGGCAGAGCGUGAGCGUGGCAUCACCAUCGAUAUCUCUCUUUGGAAGUUUGAGACCAGCAAGUACUACGUCACCAUCAUUGAUGCUCCAGGACACAGGGACUUCAUCAAGAACAUGAUCACUGGGACUUCUCAGGCUGACUGUGCUGUGCUGAUCGUGGCUGCAGGCGUGGGCGAGUUUGAAGCUGGCAUCUCUAAAAACGGGCAGACUCGUGAGCACGCCCUCCUUGCCUACACCCUGGGAGUGAAGCAGCUCAUUGUGGGCAUCAACAAAAUGGAUUCCACUGAGCCCAACUACAGCCAGAAGCGGUACGAGGAGAUUGUGAAGGAAGUCAGCACUUACAUCAAGAAGAUUGGCUACAACCCUGACACUGUGGCCUUUGUGCCCAUCUCUGGUUGGAAUGGAGACAACAUGUUGGAACCCAGCCCCAAUAUGAGCUGGUUCAAGGGCUGGAAGAUCAACCGUAAAGACGGUAAUGCCUCAGGCACUACACUGCUGGAGGCACUGGAUGCCAUCCAGCCUCCGACCCGCCCCACCGACAAGCCCCUCCGCCUGCCUCUGCAGGACGUCUACAAGAUUGGAGGUAUUGGUACUGUACCUGUGGGCCGAGUAGAGACUGGAAUCUUAAAACCGGGCAUGGUGGUGACCUUUGCUCCUGUCAACGUGACCACCGAGGUUAAGUCUGUGGAGAUGCACCACGAGGCCCUGACUGAGGCGCUACCUGGUGACAAUGUAGGCUUCAAUGUCAAGAACGUGUCUGUCAAGGAUAUUCGCCGUGGCAACGUGGCUGGGGACAGCAGGACUGACCCACCACAGGAGGCAGCCAGCUUCACCUCUCAGGUGAUUAUCCUGAACCAUCCUGGUCAGAUCAGUGCUGGCUAUGCCCCCGUGCUGGACUGCCACACUGCACACAUAGCAUGCAAGUUCGCUGAACUGAAAGAAAAGAUCGACCGUCGCUCUGGUAAGAAGCUGGAGGACAACCCUAAGUCCUUGAAGUCUGGAGAUGCUGCCAUUGUGGACAUGAUCCCCGGCAAGCCCAUGUGUGUGGAGAGCUUCUCUGAGUACCCUCCCCUGGGGAGGUUUGCAGUCCGUGACAUGCGUCAGACGGUGGCAGUGGGAGUGAUUAAGGGAGUGGAAAAGAAAGCCCCCACCAGCGGUAAGAUCACCAAGUCAGCACAGAAGGCACAGAAGGCCAAAUGAACGUUGUGCUGGGCUGCUGCCCCAAACGCUCACCUUGGCCGAAGACACACUAGCAACCCGCCCCUUCUGCACACCAUAGUCAGUGUCUGGGCUAUUAUCACAAUGCAUCGCAAAAGCAGACGAAGGAAAAAAAUAACUGCCACACAGUUAGUGAAUAACAUGUUGAAACACUGUUAUAUGUAGGUCUUAUUGUCAUGCAGUUUGUGGCAGAACAACAAAUUCGUGUUACAGCUCUCCGGUUGUGUGCUGUUGUAGUUAAAAUCAAGCCGCUCAUUGAUCUGGCCAACAAACUUGACGGCUUAGCACCAGUAACAAGGCAGAGACGGUCUUUUGCCAGGUCCUUGUUGAAGUAAUGCUCUGUGUUCUAGCGUUAAGAGAUAUACUUACUAGCCAGAUGUAGAUUGGCUGCAUGUUCCUGUUUGCACCUUAGAGAAACAAGCUUCAGAAACUCUUUGUCUGAUACCUGAAAUCUUCAUGCCUAGCACUUUGCUUGACUUAAGCUCCCUCGCAGUAGCUCUGUUGAAUGUUACAGUUAAGUUCAUUAACCUUAAUCACUGUUGUUUGUGACCAUA
Messenger RNA from Seriola dumerili (greater amberjack), 2061 nucleotides. RefSeq names its product elongation factor 1-alpha 1. Lineage: Eukaryota; Metazoa; Chordata; Actinopteri; Carangiformes; Carangidae. Gene Ontology annotation, biological process: translational elongation; translation. Bases 101 to 1489 code for a protein of 462 amino acids. Gene Ontology annotation, molecular function: translation elongation factor activity; GTPase activity; GTP binding. The transcript has 8 exons. The record is from RefSeq and is a predicted model, not a curated record.